This is a messenger RNA of Danio rerio (zebrafish), 1293 nucleotides long. Lineage: Eukaryota; Metazoa; Chordata; Actinopteri; Cypriniformes; Danionidae. The record is from RefSeq and is a predicted model, not a curated record.
AUGGAUGCUGAUAUGAUUAAGGAGCCGCUUCGUCUGGUUCUGCUCGGCCUUCAGGGAGUCGGCAAGAGUGCAGUCGGAAACACCAUUCUGAACAAAGAGGAAUUCCACUCAGACAUCAGUGCCGCUUCCCUCACAUUAACAAGUGAACAGAAGGAUGCUGUUGUCUUUGGGAGGAGAGUGACUGUUGUGGACACUCCUGGCAUUUUAAACUGUGAUGAGCCUAAUGCUCAUGUGAAGCAAGAAGUGCUAAGAGCCUUGAAUCUGUGUGAUCCUGGACCCCACGCUAUUCUCCUGGUUAUUCAGCUGGGCCGCUUCACUGAGCAGGAAAGACGAGUGAUGGACACUCUGCAGAAGAUCUUGUGCUCAAAUCAGCGACAUCCAUAUGAGGAGCUCAGGAUUGUUCUCUUGGGGAAGACUGGAGUUGGGAAAAGUGCAGCUGGAAACACCAUUCUAGGCGCAGAAUAUUUCAAAGAGGAUUUUUCAUCUUUAUCCAUGACGAAAGUUUGCUGGAAGGCUACAAAGAACAUUAACAGCACAAAGGUCGCUGUUAUUGACACACCAGGUUUGUUUGACCCCAGCUUUACUAUAGAGGAGAUAGUCAGCAGGAUUAAGCUCUCCAUCCCUCUUUCUGCUCCUGGUCCACACGUCUUCCUUCUGGUGCUUCGGCCUGGCCGAUUCACAAAAGAAGACAAAGACACGGUGGACAUCUUUCUCAAGAUCUUUGGAGAAGAUGCAGGUAAACAUUUCAUGAUUUUGUUUACACAUGGAGACGAGUUGAAGGGGAAAACUAUUGAAGAGUUUAUCACUGGAAAUCCUGAUUUGAAGAUGCUCUUUGAGAAAUGCCAGGAGCAAUACCAUGUUUUCAAUAAUGAAGCCAAGGAUGCCCUGCAGGUUGAUCAACUUUUUGAGAAAAUGCAAAAGGUAAUUUCUGGAAAUGGAGGACACUUUUACACCAAUGAAAUGCUUGAGAAGGCAGAGAAUGCCAUUGAGGAAGAGAAAAGGCGAAUCUUGCUAGAAAAUGAAGAGCAGAGGAGCCGGGAACUGGAGAUGCUGAAAACCAGCUUUGAAGCAGAGGCUCUGAAACAGGCCAUGACAGAGCUGUGGGAAAGACACGAGAGAGAGGCCAGAGAAAAGGCUGAGAGAAACAACAGAUAUCUUCAAAUAAUUGCAGAGUUUCUGGCUGCUGCUCUUGAAAAGUUCAUUAUGAGGAAACUUGGGCAUAAUCAAUAAGUGGUCUACAGCUGUUAGAUCAGGGGUGUCAAACUCAAUUCCUGGAGGGCCAAAGCCCUGCAC